This is a messenger RNA of Capsella rubella, 1160 nucleotides long. Its product is annotated as ganglioside-induced differentiation-associated protein 2. The transcript has 3 exons. NCBI's taxonomy places the organism in Eukaryota, Viridiplantae, Streptophyta, Magnoliopsida, Brassicales, Brassicaceae. The record is from RefSeq and is a predicted model, not a curated record. The coding region runs from base 147 to 755 and encodes 202 amino acids.
UAUUUCCUUUCUUUUGUCUUUCUCUUUUUUUUUUUAAAAUGAUCAUCACCUCCUUCUUCUUCACUCGCCCCCUUUGUUGUUUUUCACUUCUUCUUCUUCAAUAAUUCAACUGUGAUUUCACCGACGAAACAAGAGAGAGAGAAGCGAUGAGUUCUCAGAUUUCGGAGAUCGAACAAGAGCAGCUGAUCGAAAAGCUUGAGAUCUUUAAGAUCCAUGGCAGAGACAAACGUGGCCGUAAGAUCCUUCGUAUCAUCGGCAAAUUCUUCCCAGCUCGAUUCCUAUCACUUGAUGUGUUAAAGAAGUAUCUAGAGGAGAAGAUCUUUCCUCGAUUAGGUAGAAAACCAUUCGCCGUGCUUUACGUCCACACCGGUGUACAGAGGAGCGAGAACUUCCCAGGAAUCUCAGCUCUAAGAGCGAUCUACGACGCGAUUCCAGUUAACGUUAGAGACAAUCUCCAGGAGGUUUACUUCCUUCAUCCAGGUCUCCAGUCACGUCUCUUCCUCGCCACUUGCGGCCGAUUUCUAUUCUCCGGCGGGUUGUACGGGAAGCUGAGGUACAUAAGCAGAGUUGAUUAUCUGUGGGAACAUGUGAGGAGGAACGAGAUUGAGAUGCCGGAGUUUGUGUACGAUCACGACGAUGAUUUAGAGUACCGUCCGAUGAUGGAUUACGGUCAAGAGAGCGAUCACGCUAGGGUUUUCGCCGGAGCCGCCGUGGAUUCAUCAGUCUCCAGUUUCUCCAUGAGGUGUAUCUCAUAGCGUAGAAAGGGCUAUUAAGAAAAAGAAAAAAAAAACCACCCACUAGAUCUCGGAUCGUAUCUUAUGAAAACCAUAUAAUAUACGAUUAAAAUAUAUAAAAGAAAGGGGUUUACAAAAUAUGUGUGUGCUUUUUUUUAAUGCUAGUGAGCGUUUUUUACGGAAAAGAAAAGAAAGCAGUUGGCGCUUGGAUAAGGGGAAGAAGAUUUUUUCUUAAAACUCUUUUCUUUUUGUAUUUAAUUAGUUGUUCUUCUUUUUUUUAAUCUUGACAUCUUUUCUUUAGUUGUGGUGGUUGCGAGUUAGUGGGGGAGAAAAUGUAUAUGGGGUAUAUCAUAUGUGAUUGUAAUAAGUCCUUUUGUUAAAUGGUUAUGGGAACUGAUAAAAGAAAAAGAGAGACCCUUUUUAAAA